UGAUGUCAAUCCAAAUCCUCCACUGACAAAGAUGCCUAGGAUUCCCACUAUUCUGUUUCCUGCAGAUGAAUUACCUCGGCCUGCCGUCAUUGGACUGGGAGGAAGUAAUGGAUCAUAUGUGGACAGUGCUACAGCCAUAAAGGAAAUUCUAGCUUCUGUUUUAAAAAUUCCAAGCGCUGUCAAAUCCACAUUAACUGUGAACACGGAUAACCAGGACAGUGAUAUGGACAACUGGGAGGAAAGCAGCGACGAUGAUUCAGAUAGUGAUCCUGAUUGCACCCAAUCAGUUUCCUUUUCACACCAUGACGUUCGAUUGACUAGACACAAAGCAUCAUGGGAUAACUCUCAGUCAGACUCUCCCAUAACCUUUGCAGUGGAGCCAACCACUUCCUCACAUAAAGAUCCCAUCACAAGCUCAGAGGAUGGUGAUCCUGAAAUGGGACUUUCACCUUUCGUAAAAUGCGACCAGUGCGUAGAAGUCAUUUUAACUGGAUCUAAGCUGGACUUGCCUGUGAACUCCCUAAAAGAUAGACGUUUCUCUUCUCCAAAUCUUUCCACUCUUCAUUUUAACUUAAAUCUGAAUCGACAUCCACAUUAUCCCCCAUCAGAAGAAAACCUUAUGCCCCUAAGUGCAGCUACACUGGACACUGACACCUGUCCUGUGGAAGACAGAAAGACUUUCCACCGUAGGUCAAAGUCUUAUUCCAGCAUUCCUAAAGCUGAGCAUUCAGUGACUUUAAGCCCAGCAAGCCUUCAUCACACUGCUGAAGAUCUCUUUGAGCCAGCUGUAAACUUGGAGAAAGAGAAUGAGCACUUCCUGGCAGCAGAUCUGUUCAUAGCUGUGGUUGAGAAAAUGAAGAGCCAUUGGCAGUAUGAGCAGUGGAAGACAGAGGGAGGCAUGUACUGGAUGAAGAGAGAUCAAGAUGAGCUUUGUUUCCACAGGAAGAAAGCAAAUUCUGAAUCUGCUGUUUCUGUUGAUAGUGGAUAUGAGGGUCUGGCUGCAUUGCAGAAUUCUCCUGCAGAAACUAUUUUUGAGGAGGAUGAAUCUACACAAUGCAUCAACACUGACGUGUAUAAAGACUAUGAUGAUGAUUUCGUAAUUAUAGAACCGGAAGACUAUGAGAAGUUAUGCACACCUAAGCAAUCCAAUGACAUGCCUGAAAGACACCAUUCAGAGGGAUUAAAUUCUGCUGAACACACUGCCAGGAAUUUAUACCGAGCUUUCCGACAGCAAUGGAUGCAGGUUGAUGGGGAAGCUCCACUACCGAGAAGGAUCACAGCUGAGGUAUUGGCUGGUAACCAUCCCAGAGCGGAGGAAUUUGAAUCCAGUGUAAGUCUUGUGGAGGAGAUAAAGAAGUUCAGGAUAAGGGACACAGAAGAGUGGUCUCCACGGUUUCACAUCAUUAGCACUGUACAUACAUACGUCAAGAGAGAUGUAAUUGUUGCAUCACAAAACUAUCUAUGUGCGGGCUGUGGAACAAAAGUCGAGCCAAGGUACACCAAUAGGCUGCGGUAUUGUGACUACCUGGGAAAAUACUUCUGUGACUGCUGUCACAGUUACACUGAGAGCUCCAUUCCAGGUCGCAUUCUCUCUAAAUGGAAUUUCAGUAAAUACUAUGUCAGCAACUUUGCUAAGAGCAUCGUGGACACAAUCUGGGACAGUCACCAGUUCAAUGUGCAGACUGAAAACCCAGCACUGUACAAGAAAGUGAAGGACCUAAACCGAGUCCGAGAAGUUCAAGAGCAGUUAAUUCACAUCAAGAAAUUGGUGGCAACGUGUCGUUUUGCAGAUGGGGUUAUAAAGGCCUUUGAAGAGGUGCCCCCUCACCUGACAAAAGAGCUACAUCUCUUCACAUUAAGUGACCUCUACAAAGUUAAGCAAAAAUCCCUCUUGUUGCCACUUCGGGAACUGCUAGCCACUGCUGUGGCUCAUGUGGACAAAUGUGAGUUGUGCCAAGCCAAGGGGUUUAUAUGUGAAUUUUGCCACCAUGUGGAUGUGAUCUUUCCAUUCCAGACAGAGAUCUGUAGAAGAUGUGAAGUUUGCAAGGCAUGCUAUCACAAGCAAUGCUUCAAGACAGGCGAGUGCCCAAAAUGUGCCCGAAUAAAGGCGAGGGAAGCCUUGAGAAAUGACUCUCCGUUAACAUCAAGUAGUGAAAUGGACUCCAACACUACGCAGUAA
This is a messenger RNA of Nanorana parkeri, 2179 nucleotides long. It is a transcript of the gene RUBCNL, whose product is annotated as RUN and cysteine rich domain containing beclin 1 interacting protein like. The coding region runs from base 32 to 2179 and encodes 715 amino acids. Gene Ontology annotation, biological process: autophagosome-lysosome fusion; autophagosome maturation; autophagosome-endosome fusion. The record is from RefSeq and is a predicted model, not a curated record. The transcript has 14 exons. Gene Ontology annotation, cellular component: intracellular membrane-bounded organelle; autophagosome membrane. Gene Ontology annotation, molecular function: phosphatidylinositol phosphate binding. NCBI's taxonomy places the organism in Eukaryota, Metazoa, Chordata, Amphibia, Anura, Dicroglossidae.